AUGUGUGGCCAGGUCUCGUCGAGUGCACAAGCAACUGCCUUGGCCCGAUUCUAUGGUCUCCCAAAGGUGCACAAGGAGGGCGCUCCUCUCCGGCCCAUUGCAUCGCCCAAAGGCACUCCAACGUACGGACUGGCAAGAUGGCUGUUUCGGCGCCUCAAAUUUCUGACCGCUGAUUCGGACACCACGGUCUGUUCGUCAACGCAAUUCCUGGAGAAGCUUAAAGGACUAAGUCUCUUGCCCAAUGAGGUCAUGGUAUCUUUUGAUGUCACGUCCCUCUUUACUUCUAUCCCGAGAAUCUGGCAAUCGAGACCGUCCAGCUACUCCUACGAAACAAGUACAAUGAAACGGCGAAUCGUCUCGGACAUGCCCAAUUCCUUCAGCUCCUAAAGUUCUGUCUCAGGACGUACUUCACGUUUGACGGAACAAUCUACGAGCAAGUGAAGGGAACACCUAGGUGCUUGCCGAUUUCGGGAUUCAUCGCCGAGGCGGUGCUACAGCGGUUGGAGUCGCUGGUCUUCCAACACCACAGACCAAAAUUAUGGGCUCGGUAUGUGGACGAUACCUUCGUCGUCAUCGAAAGGGAUCAGGUGCUAACGUUCAAAGAACGUCUCAACAGCGUCUUCCCUGACAUACAAUUUACGAUGGAGGAGGUAGAGAAUAACCAGCUGGCAUUCCUUGAUGUCCUCGUCUGUCGCAAAGAUUGUGGUGGCCUCAAGACCAAAGUGUUCAGAAAAGCAACGAGCACGACGCAACAGUAA
Molecule: messenger RNA, 758 nt
Organism: Spirometra erinaceieuropaei
Lineage: Eukaryota; Metazoa; Platyhelminthes; Cestoda; Diphyllobothriidea; Diphyllobothriidae
Source: the annotation of a GenBank genome assembly